GGAAAGUUGAUAUUCGAUGACAGUGAUUACGGUGCUGGUGCUAUGACUAAUCCUCCUGGAGCUCAUUCUCCUCAGUGUCUCGGGUGAAUAUGAACACUCAUUAUAAGUUACAAAACAAAUCAACAACGAAUGUAUAGAAUAACGAUCUAGCAAGAUGGAUGUGAUUGCAAUGUAAUUUUAGAGUUUUAUAUUGAGAAUUUGAAGCGAUUACAAACAAUUUUGAAACCAUUUUCUUGUGUUGAAAUGGAACCUACUCCGCCCAAUACGAUUCUUAUCAAUCCAGCUAGUCCCAACAAUGGGAAUUCGCCAGAUGUAUCUGUAGCUGUAGACAAUAAUCCGCCGAGCCCAGUUUCUUUGGCCGCCAGCUCUACUUAUGGGGACAUUCCGCCACCAAAGGCAGAUUAUUAUGCCCCACCCCCAUAUGAGGUGGCCACCACAGGUACAAAAUUACCUACUUAUGAAGAAGUUCAGAGAGAAAAACAUCUGGAAGGCCAGGAACUUCCAAUUCCCAUCAACUGUCCAAGUACAAGGCCCAUUCCUUUUUGUCAGCCUGGACAGAGAGUGAUAGCAAUUGACACAGAUAAUCCAGAUGAUGUGGACACUUCCUUGUUAGGAACUGAUUUUAUGUUCUACAUUGCAUUCUUUGUUGCCUUUAUCUUCAACUGGAUAGGAUUCUUACUGUUGAUGUGCUUUUGCCAUACAAUUGCUUCACGAUAUGGAGCCCUAUCAGGGUUUGGUCUGUCUUUAGCCAAGUGGACUUUUAUUGUACAGCAUUCAACUGAACUAGCAUCAAAAGAUAACAGUUGGUUGUGGUGGUUGAUAAUGACAUUUGGCCUCAUUAUAUGCAUUCGUGCCAUACUGCAAUAUUUAAGUAUAAAAAGGGGUUGGCAUAUGCUUUCAGCCAGCCAUCAAGAGAGGCUCCUGUUUUUCUACUAAGCUUCAAGAAAUCUCAGUGUGAAUAAGUAUUUACAGCUUUGUUAUACUUCUGCUAAUUUUAAAUGUGUUUAGAAAUAUUAUUGAAUUGUCUCAUUCCUUAUUUUAUUGUAAUUUAUCAACUAUUAUGAAUUCAAUAUACCUAGUAGAUAUUGAAUUCAAUUUGUGCAAAUUCUACUUUUUUAGUACAUAAGUAUAUAUUUUUUGUAUAUCCAAACUUCACAUUGUAACACUCCUAUAGAGAAAUCUCUGCACCAAAUGCAAGAAGAGAAUUAAAAAGUUGGUGCACAAUGACAAUAUUUUUGUUUCCCACAAUAGAUUAGACAAUGUGAUUAAUGUUCAGGCAGUUCCAAUGAGUAUAAAUAAUAGAUUAUUUAUACAAUUA
Phaedon cochleariae (mustard beetle) is the source of this 1318-nucleotide messenger RNA. Lineage: Eukaryota; Metazoa; Arthropoda; Insecta; Coleoptera; Chrysomelidae. The record is from the annotation of a GenBank genome assembly.